This is a messenger RNA of Bombus pascuorum, 3030 nucleotides long. RefSeq names its product forkhead box protein K1 (gene FoxK). The transcript is spliced from 6 exons. Gene Ontology annotation, molecular function: RNA polymerase II cis-regulatory region sequence-specific DNA binding; protein binding; DNA-binding transcription factor activity, RNA polymerase II-specific. Bases 16 to 1731 code for a protein of 571 amino acids. Gene Ontology annotation, biological process: regulation of transcription by RNA polymerase II. NCBI's taxonomy places the organism in Eukaryota, Metazoa, Arthropoda, Insecta, Hymenoptera, Apidae. The record is from RefSeq and is a predicted model, not a curated record.
UAAAUUGAAUUUCAUAUGCUAUUUCACGUGGUUCCUCGCGUUAUCGUCGAUAUUAAUUGGUGUAAUCUUCUAAUCAAUCCGUUUAUUUUCCUAAUCCUCGGUCCUAUAGUUUGCAAGGUGUGCAUAUACAAGGAGAGCGACGCGUGGGCCCUUCUGGCACUGAAGUCGGCACCGGCCAGCCCGACGAAGAUGCAGUGGAACCCGGAAGCAAAAGGUGCACCGAUUGCACGGUUAGAGGGUCGCGAGUUUGAAUACAUGGUUAGACAGCAUAGUAUCACUAUCGGACGUAACAGCAGCAAGGGUGAGGUCGACGUCAACAUGGGCCACUCCAGCUUUAUCUCACGACGACACCUUGAAAUCUACUAUGAUCACCCGUAUUUUUUUAUGGUUUGCAAUGGUAAAAAUGGUGUUUUUGUUGAUGGAAUUUUCCAACGAAAGAGUGCGGCUGAGUUCCGAUUACCAAAGACAUGUACAUUGAGAUUUCCAAGUACAAAUAUAAGACUUGUAUUUCAAUCGUUAGUAGAUGAACAAGAAGAAAGUAAUGUAUGUGUACGUUCUCCUCCAAAACAUAGAGCACCAUUACCACCUUUACGUAUUAAUAUUCCGGAUGCAGGCUAUAGUAGCCCAUUCCCUUCUCCUACUGGAACAAUCAGUGCUGCUAAUUCAUGUCCUGCAAGUCCACGUGCAGGACAAGGAAGGAGAAACAUAUCUGCGGAUCUACAGAUGGUGGCUGCGUAUGCAGCUGCUGUUGCAAAUGACUCACAAAAUUCUAAUAUGGAGAGACACGAGGGUGGACAAAGUUCUAAUAAAAUACAAAUAAGUCCUGGUACAACAGCGAAUUGUAGUCCUCCAAAAGAAGAUUCUAAACCUCCAUACUCAUACGCUCAGUUAAUCGUUCAGGCAAUAGCAUCUGCUGCAGAUAAACAGCUUACGUUAUCUGGCAUUUAUUCUUACAUUACCAAGAAUUACCCAUAUUAUAGAACUGCAGAUAAGGGAUGGCAAAAUUCAAUAAGGCAUAAUCUAUCGUUAAAUCGUUAUUUUAUCAAAGUACCAAGGAGCCAAGAAGAACCAGGUAAAGGAUCUUUUUGGCGAAUAGAUCCUCAAUCGGAAGUAAAACUUAUAGAACAAGCAUUUAGACAAAGAAGACAACGUGGAGUUCCAUGUUUUCGAGCUCCUUUUGGACUUUCAUCCAGAAGUGCACCUGCCUCUCCGUCUCACGUUGGAAUUAGUGGUUUGAUGACACCAGAAUGUCUUAGCAGAGAAGUUUCGCCAGGACCAGAAUCGUAUCCAGAUAGCACUGUAUCUUCUCCGGCUGGUCAGUUGACUAGUCAGUCCGCACCAGGAUCACCUGGUCAUCCUUAUGCAUCCUCGAGUCAAUCGUCUCACAAAGGUCGCCUAAUGCAACAGAUUACUGUUGUCACGAACGGUGUUAGUAGUGAUACAACCAGAGAAGAUAAGUACGUCGUAUCUGGAAAUACUACAGAAGAGCAUUCUCUUUCCCCAGCUGGUCAAUAUAGUCCAGCUCCUGUUAUUGUACAGACCACGUAUAAUUAUAGUGGAAGCUUUAUUGGUCCCGACGCAGGCGUCGGAGUUGCGAAGCGUUCACACGAGGAAUCGGAUAGUUCUCCUGGAUCACCAGCACCACUCGCUAUUGUCGAAAGUCCUGAACCACCUGAACACCAACCUCCAUCGACGAAACGUCAACGCGUUCAUGAUAUGGACGACCACUGAACCAUCGUUGUCCUAGACUAUCGUUACGUAGGACAUUUUUUGUUACAUCGCGCUACUCGCUCAUUGUCAAAUAUAUCUGCACGCGCGUGUACCUCACACUUGUUCGUGUGUGCGUCCGUAAACACGUGCACGCUUAAUGUUCAGAAUUUCGAAUCGAUGCCCAUAUCCAUACGUUUAAAUCUCUCCAUACAUUUUCAUCUUUGAUGCGCGCGCGCCGACAAAUACGUACAUGUACACACUCAGUUCUGUACUGUUUUUCAUUUGACCACAUAGUGGUUACUUUAUUUUCUGUGUAUGAUAAAUACUCGAUACAGUUUACUGUUUUACGCAACAAGUGGAAUAUUCGUAAGAAAAGCGAGAGCAGACAAAGUUAUUCCCUCGUCUCACAUUCUGAAAACUCGUUUUGAUGUUGUAUCUUUUCUUUUCUCCAACUUUUGAACUUGAAUCAACUGCUGAAGUAGUACCAGGGUUAUUCAGUCGUCAUGAUCAUCAGUAUGCACAUACACGUGUUUCGUUGAGUAAAUUUUUUAUGUUUUUCUUUGAUGACAUACAGGUACAAGGAGGCGACGGGAGCUUUGAUGUAUUUAUAAGAGGGAAUAAAUAUUUGUAACACUCGUGGAAGAGUAUUAUAUAUAAGAAACAUCUUGGAUGAAGUUAUACCGUACUAUAUUCAAAAGAUGUUGAAUCUCAAUAGAAGGAAAUAUUAUGUUAAAACAGCUCACGUUGUUCGCCUUAGUGCUUUGCAAAAGAAAAAGUCGCCUAUUCUAGGACGAUGCCAAUAAUGGUAAAUGAACUUGUUUGAGAAAUUUGUUGAAAAUUAUACAUAUUUUCAAUCGUAAAUAAGCUCAUAUGAGUUUGAAUUACAAAGCUUUCCCCUCAUGAACCACGUCGAUAUGGUUGAUUGUUUUUGUUUAAUAUCCGGUUACUAUUGGCUAAAAAAGGGGAAUAUUCACUGGCUCUUUCCGAUUCUUCGAUCUCGUCGAUUUUUCACGUUGUAUGAAUCGAUCAAUGAAAUUGAUUAUGACGCAAUUCGCGUUCAGUGAAAAUGCUCGCGAAUCGUAGAGACAAACUUUAGAUUGUAGUUAUGCGUAUGAUUUUACAAAGUUUCUAUUUAAAAAGAAAGAAAUGAAAGAAUGAAGAGAAAAGAAAAAGAACAAGCAAUAAUCUUAUGCUGAAUACGUCGAUCGAAAUUUCUUUCUGACGUGCCUGUUUAUCUAACGAAGAUAUUAACUUACUAUAAUCAUACAGGAAGAGGUGAUAGUAUUUUUGUUGCCACUUGUAAAUAAACUCUUAAACGAA